AUGACAUUUCAAAGUCUUAUAAGAGGUCCAACUGAAGAUAAGGAGAUUCCACAACGUCCCCCUAAGGAGCAGUAUGCGCAAGCAAAAAGCUUCCUAGAUUUGUUCUCACAAAAGAACAAGUUGGUCGUCGUUACAGGUGCUUCAGGUGCUAUUGGAGGUGCUAUCUGUGAUGGAUUUGCAUCUUCAGGUGCGGAUCUUUGUCUUUUAGACUACAAAUAUGAUCCUAAAUUUGCUACUGAUCUAGAGGCAACGUACGGAAUUUCAGCUAGAGCAUAUCAAGUUGAUAUCACAAAGGCGGAGGAUGUUAAAAAUUGUAUCGAAACCAUCAAGUCUGAUUUCCCCAACCGUGAUAUCGAUACUUUUAUCGCAAAUGCUGGUGUCGCAUGGACUAACGGUUCCAUUUUAAACGAGGAUGCAACCUCAGAAGCCUGGAAAAAAGUGAUGGAUGUUAAUGUACAAGGAACAUAUCAUUGCUGCAAAUACGUGGCAGAAGUCUUCAAAUCUCAAUGUCAUGGUUCUCUAAUCCUUACUGCCUCAAUGUCAAGCCACAUUUCUAACGUUCCUAACUAUCAGACAUGUUACAAUGCUUCCAAGGCAGCUGUUAGACACAUGGCCAAGGGAUUUGCAGUUGAAUUUGCCCAUUUAACGGAGCCUGCUGGUAAGAUCCGUUGUAAUUCAGUCUCACCAGGUUAUACAGAUACGAUUCUCAGUGCAUUCGUUCCUGAAGAGCAACGGGCCCAAUGGUGGGGAUUAACACCGCUAGGACGUGAGGCGCUACCUCAAGAAUUGGUUGGUGCCUAUUUGUAUUUGGCUUCCGACGCUGCCAGUUUUACGAAUGGUACCGAUAUCCUUGUUGAUGGUGGAUAUACAUGCGUUUAA
This is a messenger RNA of Zygosaccharomyces rouxii, 879 nucleotides long. RefSeq lists its product as uncharacterized. Gene Ontology annotation, cellular component: intracellular anatomical structure. The record is from RefSeq and is a predicted model, not a curated record. Gene Ontology annotation, molecular function: oxidoreductase activity, acting on NAD(P)H, oxygen as acceptor. The transcript has a single exon. The coding region runs from base 1 to 879 and encodes 292 amino acids. NCBI's taxonomy places the organism in Eukaryota, Fungi, Ascomycota, Saccharomycetes, Saccharomycetales, Saccharomycetaceae.